This is a messenger RNA of Chara braunii, 615 nucleotides long. NCBI's taxonomy places the organism in Eukaryota, Viridiplantae, Streptophyta, Charophyceae, Charales, Characeae. The record is from the annotation of a GenBank genome assembly.
CCCGGAUACUGGUACCACCAGGCCCUAUGGAAACCCAUGUCUGGGGAAGGGCCCUGGAUCACAGUAAUGCUCAAUUACGAUGGGGGUGACGAAGUGAGGCUGAAGAUUAACGUGGAAGGGGCUAAGAAGGUGGAGAUGUGGAUUGACCCAAAACUGCAGGAUGCGAUCACGAAGGCAAAGGAUCGUGCGGAGAGGCGUUGCAGGAGGGACGGAGUGACAGCAAAAUUGCAGGUAACGGUCUCAUAUCAUGAGACCGAGACCACAAUGGACACAGCGGACCUGGAACAAGCCCACCUGGACAGGGACUCAGGUGGGGAGAGCGAAAUGAGCGAAGCUGGAGAUCGAGAAACGAACCUCAGGUCCUGGAAUAGACCAGGCGAGAUCCAGAGGUAUCACCGAGCUGCGAAACUGGUGGAAGAGGGGUCCGAGGCCAGCUCUCGACAACUGACGCCCAGAGGCCGAGGGGCAAGUGAGAAACAGAACAAGGGGAAGAGACAUAUGUGAGGGGGCGCGAGUCAGACGACACAUGACAAUCUGAGAGCAAGGGGAAGUCAACGAAAGGAAAAGACCACGCGGAUGAGCGAAAAAACGAUCGGGCGAGAUGCAAUUGAUGUC